CGGAGGAGAAGGCUCGUGAGGCGGAGAGUAAAGCCCGUGCCCUUGAGCUGCGCCUAGGAGGAGAUCUCACGCGGGAGUCUAGGGUGACGCUACGUCAAGUCCAAAACUCUGCAAUAACUAUGCGCCGGGAGGCUGAUGUCAAGAGAAGGAUCAAGGAUGCAAAGCAGCGGGCACUGAAGGAACCCAAAGAACUGAAUUUUAUCUUUGGUGUGAAUAUUGAGCAGCGUGAAUUGGAUGGCAUGUUCAUUUAUAACUGCAGUCGACUGAUAAAGAUGUAUGAGAAGGUGGGCCCACAGCUGGAAGGUGGCAUGGCAUGUGGUGGAGUGGUAGGCGUGGUGGAUGUGCCCUAUUUGGUUCUGGAGCCAACCCAUAAUAAACAAGACUUCGCUGAUGCCAAAGAGUAUCGACACUUGCUGAAGGCCAUGGGAGAGCAUUUGGCUCAGUAUUGGAAGGAUGUUGCUAUAGCCCAGAGAGGUAUCAUCAAGUUCUGGGAUGAAUUUGGUUAUUUGUCAGCAAACUGGAACCAGCCUCCAUCUAGUGAACUGCGCUACAAACGCCGGAGAGCCAUGGAGAUCCCUACCACGAUUCAGUGCGAUGUAUGUCUGAAAUGGCGGACUCUCCCAUUCCAGCUGAGUUCAGUGGAGAAGAAUUACCCUGAUAGCUGGGUAUGCUCGAUGAACCCUGAUCCUGAACAAGACAGAUGUGAAGCUGCAGAGCAGAAGCAGAAGGUACCACUGGGAACUCUGAAGAAAGACUUGAAAUCACAGGAGGAAAAGCAGAAGCAACUGACAGAGAAAAUCCGCCAACAGCAGGAGAAGCUGGAAGCUCUGCAGAAAACCACUCCAAUUCGAUCUCAAGCGGAUUUAAAGAAACUGCCUCUAGAAGUGACCACACGGCCUGCAGGGGAGAACACCCAGUCACAGAUCCGACCUCAGCGCCCACGAUCUCCUCCUUUACCUGAUGUAAUCAAGAAUGCUCCCAGCAGACCGCCACCACCACCUACGCCUCUUCCCAAGUCCAUCAGUCAGCUGAAAAAGAGCUCUUCAGUUUGGCCAAAUAUCAGCACUCCCAAACUAGCAAGCAUGCUCUCCAAGGAGGAGGCCAGCACUUCCAGGACACACCAGCACACUGUGACAGCUGGAAAGUCUAAUAGCGCUUUAAAAACUCUUGCCAAACCAGGUACAACAACAAAACCACCCUCUGCUGUCCUGCAGAACCCCAAAAGCCCACGUGAGACACCCAGUCCAAAAGCUGCCAAGGUGCCAGCACUAAAGAAAUCUGCCACUGUCAAAUGCCCACAGGCCUCCACCACUCGGAAGAGGACCUUGAACACUACAGAGGACGGGUCUGAGGAGGAGGGGGAGCACAAGAAGGAGAAGACAAAACGGGGCAAAUUUGUGGCAGUGAAAGAAGAGAAGAAGGAUUCCAGUGAGGUGGUGGUAGAGCUCACAGACAGUGCUGGGGAAGAAGAGCUGGCUGAACUGAAGAAAGCUCAGAAAGAUAAAGGGCUGCAUGUGGAAGUGCGUGUCAACAAGGAGUGGUUCACAGGCCGUGUCACAGCUGUGGAAAUGGGCAAGCAUGCAGUACGCUGGAAGGUUAAGUUUGAUUAUGUUCCUACAGACACCACACCAAGGGAUCGCUGGGUAGAGAAGGGCAGUGAGGAUGUGAGGUUGAUGAAGCCUCCCUCUCCCGAGUACCAGGCUCCAGAUACGCAGCAGGAAGAGGAGGUGGUUGUGGCUGAACCUUCUACCUCAGACUGUGUCAGAAUUGAGCCAGACACCACUGGUCCCAGCAGCAGCCAAAAAACAGUAGACUUACUCGUCCAGAUCCUUCGAAAUUGCUUGCGGUACUUCUUACCUCCCAAUUUUCCUAUCUCCAAGAAGGAGCUGAGUUCCAUGAGCUCGGAAGGGUUGUUGGCGUUUCCCUUGAAAGAAUAUUUCAAACAGUAUGAGGUAGGUCUGCAGAACCUGUGCAAUUCAUAUCAGACACGCGCUGACACCCGGGCCAAAGCCUGUGAAGAAAACCUCCGCAACUCAGAGAGAAAGCUGAAGGAAACAGAGGAGAAGCUACAGAAGCUGAGGACUAACAUCGUGGCCCUUCUGCAGAAAGUGCAGGAG
This is a messenger RNA of Fulmarus glacialis (Northern fulmar), 2117 nucleotides long. It is a transcript of the gene MORC2, whose product is annotated as MORC family CW-type zinc finger 2. The annotation marks the transcript as partial. The record is from RefSeq and is a predicted model, not a curated record. The transcript has 15 exons. Gene Ontology annotation, cellular component: nucleus. Gene Ontology annotation, molecular function: zinc ion binding. Lineage: Eukaryota; Metazoa; Chordata; Aves; Procellariiformes; Procellariidae.